AUGCUUAGUAACGACGAGCUAGAAGUAGGAGGGUACUUAAUAUAUAACGUAGACGAGGACCUAUUUAAUAGCGAGGGUAACGAGUCUUACCGUUUUAAUAUAUUUAACGUUAAAUUUAGUAAAGACUUAGAUUUAUUAGAAGGAGGGUGGUUAAAUAACGAUUAUAAUAAUUUAGACGUCUUAAACGAAAGUUACGGGCCUAGUAUAAAAGAAGACGAUAGUAAUAUAGAGUAG
Colletotrichum tamarilloi is the source of this 234-nucleotide messenger RNA. RefSeq lists its product as uncharacterized. The transcript has a single exon. The coding region runs from base 1 to 234 and encodes 77 amino acids. Lineage: Eukaryota; Fungi; Ascomycota; Sordariomycetes; Glomerellales; Glomerellaceae. The record is from RefSeq and is a predicted model, not a curated record.